Molecule: messenger RNA, 939 nt
Organism: Coccomyxa subellipsoidea C-169
Lineage: Eukaryota; Viridiplantae; Chlorophyta; Trebouxiophyceae; Coccomyxaceae
Product: acyltransferase-domain-containing protein
Exons: 5
Biological process (GO): triglyceride biosynthetic process
Cellular component (GO): endoplasmic reticulum
Molecular function (GO): glycerol-3-phosphate O-acyltransferase activity
Source: RefSeq, a predicted model, not a curated record
CGGGACCUGCUUGACAUCAGUCCUCUGGUACAAGAUGCAGCGGCCGCAAUUGUGGAUGACUCAUUUCUGCGCUGCUUCCAGUCCCAGUCGACUGACCCCUGGAACUGGAACAUCUACUUGUUCCCCUUGUGGGCUGUGGGCAUGGUUGUCCGCUACCUAAUACUCUUUCCUUUGAGGCUGAUCGUACUGCUGGGCGGCUUCAUCAUCUUCUUCAUUUUGUUCUUCGCUGUCCAUGCAAUCUUCAAGUCGGACCAUGCGCGGCGGUCGCGCUGGGAGCAGUCGCUGGUGCAGUUCCAGUGCCAGAUGUUUGUGGCCUCCUGGACAGGAGUGGUGCGCUAUCACGGGCCGCGCCCGGUCAACCGCCCCAACCAUGUGUGGGUGUGCAACCACACGUCCAUGAUCGACUACAUCAUCCUGUGCGCCUACUCGCCCUUCGCCGUCAUCAUGCAGCUGCACCCCGGCUGGGUCGGCUUCCUGCAGACCCAGGUCCUCAACUGCCUCGGCUGCCUCUGGCGUCAACAUUGCUGCAAAGCUCAGGUGAAGGAUCGGCUGAUAGUGGCGGAGCGCAUGAAGGCGCACGUGCAGGCGGCCGACACGACGCCGCUGCUGAUAUUCCCGGAGGGCACCUGCGUGAACAAUGAGUACUGCGUCAUGUUCAAGCGCGGCGCCUUUGACCUGGGCGCCACCGUGUGCCCCAUCGCCAUCAAGUACAACAAGAUCUUCGUCGACGCCUUCUGGAACUCCAAGCGCCAGUCCUUCACCGCCCACCUGGGGAAGCUGAUGACGAGCUGGGCGGUGGUGUGCGACGUGUAUUUCCUGGAGCCGCAGACGAAGCUGCCGGAGGAGAACGCGCAGCAGUUUGCGGAGCGCGUGCAGAAGAUGAUUGCCGAGCGCGCCAAGCUGCAGGUGGCGCCCUGGGACGGCUACCUCAAGUACUAC